Messenger RNA from Symbiodinium sp. CCMP2456, 2609 nucleotides. Lineage: Eukaryota; Dinophyceae; Suessiales; Symbiodiniaceae. The record is from the annotation of a GenBank genome assembly.
GACCCCCACGGCGGCUCUGCCUGGAGCUCUACCAGCGGCAGCUCUGCACCGUGGCGAGCGCUGCGAGUGCGGGCCAGCGGCGCGUGAGCGCAGCGAUUGCUGCGGCCCGCGCCCAUGCAGGGGACCCGAUCCCGGACGCGAGCGCGAGCAUGCCGGCGGAGCAGCGCAACCGCUUGACGAUCGAAGCGCGCCGACCUCCAGGCCGAACACCACCAAACGGCAUCGAUUCCAUCUCGCUGAACGGGACUGACCAGCAUCGUGUCGCCGUGUGGAUCGCGAUGUUGAGCUCCCGCAAAGCGACGUUCGUGGCGACCGUGCUCCGGUUUUUUGUCGCAUAUGAUUUUUGUCUGGCUUUCAAUCGGGUCCAUGACUGGCAGUCAAGCUGCUUCAAGCAGAUCGUGGACCAGAAUACCAUAGUCUUCCUUGCGCCCAGCGAAGGUACGGCGAUGGUGAUCGUCCGCUGCAUCGACCGCCUGCACUUCGAUGCGCCGGCCGAUGCCAACCGGGUCAUGCUUGUGAUUCCGGAUUGCGUCCAGCAAAAAGCCAAGAUGUUCCAGCAGCACUACGCGGGUAACCUGCGUGUGGCGCAGCUGGGCAAGUUGGAAAAGAGCUGGCCGAAACAGAAGUGGGAUGAGUGCAUGGAGUCGAGCCACAUACUGGUCGGGCCGCCUGACAUCUUCUACCACGCACUCACCAACACGUUUCUCAGCCUGAAGAGCUUCUGCUUCCUUGUCUUUGAUGACUGUGACCGUGCGGUUCGUGGCGAUGCGAUGGCCGGGAUCUGCCACGAUGUGCUACGCCCUUUCUGCAGCGAGACCUCGGCCUCGAUCCGCAUUGCCGGGUUUACGGCAAGCCUGUCCAAGGAAAGCUUCGAUCGGGGAGAGCUCAAGAUGCAGACAAGCGUGCAGCUGCUCCAGCGACUGUUUCAUGCCAGUCUCUUUGUUCCUGAUGUCCGGGGCGAAUACCAUGGCAAUCGCCCCGAAGAGGAUGGCUUCACGAAGGUGGAUGUUGCAGCAGAAAGCGACGAACAUGGCAAGUGUGUCAAGUUCCUGCACACCUGGGUGCUGGAUCUGGGACGGAAGUGCACCGAAAGGCUGGGUACAGUCGCCAACAUCAAGGACAUCCCCCGCAUCCUCGGCCAGCUUCCGAAGGUCUUUGAGCAACUUGGCAGGGAUGCGCUCUUGUUCGCCAUCACGAAGGGAGUCAUGUCGCAGCUGGAGGGCAAGAUUUUCACGCUCAAGCAGCGCACGCAACACUGUCCGGAACGAAGACAGGAGGCAGAGGCUUUGGAACGAACAUUCCCAGCGCUGCAAGAGUUGCUUCUGGAAGCAGCGUCAACCCUGGAGCUUCAUGCCCAGCGGUUUUCAACUCCACAGUAUUCCGCCAAAGCUGAAAAGCUCAUGGAGAUCGUGACUGAGGAGCAAAAAAGCCUCCAGGACGGUACAGAGCCGAAGCGGUGCCUCGUGCUGGUCAAGGAUUCAGCCGUCUCCGGCCCUCUGGCACACAUCUUGUCCGAAAGGUCUCUGGGGCCUACAGGGUUUAUAUGUGGAAAGAUGACUACAGAGCAGCGGAACGACACCUUGUCGCGGUUCCGAACGGGUGACCUUGCUGUUUUGGUAUCGACGAACGUUGCCAACCUGCCGGACUGCCAGCUGGCGGUUCACUUUGACGAGUAUCGCACACUGCAUGCGCACCAGACGGCCGCACGUGGGCAGAGUCCAGAUGUCAAGGUCUAUUGCUUCGAGAAUGAUCCCCAGCUGGCGCAGAAGGCUGCCAAAAAAAUGACCGCUUUGGCGAAACGGCCCGGGACCGUGCUGCGUGAGGAGGAUCUCGAGUUCGAGGAAGAGAGCCGUGCGAAGCGGCCACGCUUGGGGCCAGGGAUCUUCGGCGCGGAGGGUGACUGCGGCCUGAUUAAUGUGCACAAUUGUCGCGAGCUGGUCAACCGAUACUGCGCAGAGGUGCUUGCAGACAGCUUCGUCGUUGAGGAUAUGUUUUGCCGCGACGAGUCGGGGAUCUCGAGCGUCAGAUAUCCAACACCACAAGGCUGGGAGACAGUGAGCCGCCAAGAUAUGCAAUCGCACUGGGGUGGAGACUCCAAGGAGUUUUUCGACCCGAGCCGUAAGCGGUACAGCGCGAGAGAGCGGGACGAGCUUUGUUUUCUGUUCCUAGUCGCCCUGCGCCUUCGCCAGACUGAUUGCUUAGACAACCACAACCAGCCGACCAUGGAAGCAACGCAGCUGGCGCGGGUGAAGUGUCCGGCAGCCUCGGAUCGAACGGAAGCAACAGCAACCACCAAGAGCACUUCGAGAGUGUCGACUGGUCCGCCCAAGUCCCGCCUCUGCGAAUGGGCCCAAAAGACCUACCGUCAGAGUGACUGCGACAGGACGCUCGAGUGGGAGUACAAAGUCAUGCCAGGAGGAGGCUUCCGCGCUUUCCUUCACAUCAAGCCGCUGCAGCUUCGCUUCGAAGGAGAAGCAUGCUCUUCGAAAAAGCAGGCAAGCCAUGACGUGGCCCUGAAAGCCCUCCAGCAUCCACAGGUAGCUGGAGAGUGGCCCAGGGGUCAGCCUGAAAGGCUCGUGCCCAAGGAUGUAAUGGAGGUUGAUGGCUGA